Drosophila pseudoobscura is the source of this 1394-nucleotide messenger RNA. RefSeq names its product Growth arrest and DNA damage-inducible 45 (gene Gadd45). The transcript has a single exon. Lineage: Eukaryota; Metazoa; Arthropoda; Insecta; Diptera; Drosophilidae. Bases 357 to 839 code for a protein of 160 amino acids. Gene Ontology annotation, cellular component: nucleus; cytoplasm. Gene Ontology annotation, biological process: regulation of cell cycle. The record is from RefSeq and is a predicted model, not a curated record.
GCGUUCGCCCGGUUGGAGCAUUCAUUGUGAAAUUGCCAAUCAAAAUUGAAACAGCGGGAAAAAACGGUUGAGAGCGGAUCGCAAAGCGUGCCACAGACAAAACGUGAAAAGAAUUUCAUAAUCAAAAGUUAAUCCAAACGCUAAAACAAGCAACAGCAAAAACAAUAAGUGCGAGCCAGUGACAAGCCAAAAACCAAAAGUCGAAAAGAGACUACUACUAACUGCGAAAAAGCAAACAGCAAAAGCAAAAACCCAAAGUGCAAACAGAGCCAGCAAAAAUAGCUCAAGUGCCGCCAAGCCGCAAGAUAAUUUCACCAGAGCAAGAACUGCAGCAGCCACUGGAAUACCUGAGCAACAUGGUCGUUGAGGAGAACUGCACAAUGCACCACCUGGAAAUGGAGCUGGACAUGGAUCUGCCCAUGGAGUGUGCCCCCAUUGGGCGCACCGUUAAAUCGGCCCUUCUCAGGGCCCAGGACGAGUCUCGUGUGAUCGUGGGACUGUCGGCCGCCAUCAAUGUGCUGUCCAAGUCGCCGGAUGGUUCGCUCUUCUGCCUAAUGGCAGUGCCCAAGGACGGAGACUCCGCCACCCACAUGCACGAGGUGCUGUUGGAGGCCUUCUGCUACGAGAACGACAUCUACGUCAUUAAGGUGGACGACGCCACCAAGCUGAGCCGCAUCCUGGGCCAGGAGACAGUCGAGUCGUGCUGCCUGGUGCAGAAGACCUGGACGGCCGACCAGGACGAGGAGCGCCUCAACAAGGCGGAGAACCAACUUGUUGAUUACUGCGAGGCCCAUUGGGAUGCCCCCAAGCAGCCCACUGUGCAGCUGCCGGCCGUGUAGGCAGUGUGAGCGGGACAGCCACAUUAUUGAACAGUGAAAACCCCCGAUGACAGUGGGGCAAUCUUGGUUUAAAUUGAGAGAAACUUGCAAGGAGCGAAAGCCAGUAACCAGUUAGAGGUUGAUGUACUCCAACGUCUUGGAGAGUUCCCAAGGGAAACCGACGUUUGGGCUGCCACAGCCACAUACUUACUUGUACAUACACACAUAUAUAUAUCAGCCGUAUACAUAGGAUAUAUAUAUAGUCCUACAUAACUGUACAGAGAGGAGGAUUGCCGAGCUACUUGCCAGAUAAUUGGAACUGAAAGGUGACCUUCGAUGGGCCGGGUAGAACCUGCCUCUGAACACCCGCGGAAGUCGCUCUCUCAGUCCCUCUUCCCCUGGGCCGCAACAGAAGCGGCAGCGGCAGCAGCAGCAGCAGCAGUAAUUUCGCAACACUCAUACACUCACACACAAAAGCGCGUGACCAGCUGCCGCUUAAACAUACAUAUGUAUACACAAGCAGCCACAUACAAAUACCUGCACUCAAUAUAUUGCAUGAAAUUUGUAUUUGUUGAA